Messenger RNA from Vairimorpha ceranae, 534 nucleotides. RefSeq lists its product as hypothetical. Lineage: Eukaryota; Fungi; Microsporidia; Nosematidae. The transcript has a single exon. Bases 1 to 534 code for a protein of 177 amino acids. The record is from RefSeq and is a predicted model, not a curated record.
AUGUUUUUUAUUCUUUACACUGUAAGAAUAUUAGCUACCAUGCAUCGAAUAAAGGUUCUAUCUAAAGACAGAGAUUUUGAAAUGUCUGUUCAUUCUACUGGUUCAUAUACAAAUGAUAUAGUUCUUGUUCCUUCAACAAAUGACUUUGUAAAGGAAAACACUUUUGUGUAUGAAGAAUCAAGAGGAGGAUUGAGAACAAUGAGUGGUAGAUUUAUAACUAAAGGAGUUAUGACAUCCGAUUUGAAAUAUAGCAUAAAACUUGAGAACUCAAAAAGUUCAUCUGAUGGCUGGAAGAUUUCACCACGCACGGAUUAUAAUACUAUUUCUAAUUCAGAAAGCUACUGCUUUAAGAAAGGAAAAUUUAAUAAAUCUGGAAAUUAUUAUGAGUUAUUUAUUGAAUCUUGUAAUAUAACAGAUCCAGAGCAGCAAUUUUUAGUAAUAGAUCUUGAAAGAACAUUAAAUGGUGAGGAUUGGGAUAUAAAUCAGAAGGGAGAAGUUGAUAUACUUAAUGAGCCUAUGUAUUUGGGUAAAUAA